Messenger RNA from Dissoconium aciculare CBS 342.82, 795 nucleotides. RefSeq lists its product as uncharacterized. The record is from RefSeq and is a predicted model, not a curated record. NCBI's taxonomy places the organism in Eukaryota, Fungi, Ascomycota, Dothideomycetes, Mycosphaerellales, Dissoconiaceae. The coding region runs from base 1 to 795 and encodes 264 amino acids. The transcript has a single exon.
AUGACUCCAAGGACGCCAAAUACAAAGACCGCUGGAAAUACGGCUCGAAGUGGAAAAUCCGGCCGAAGGGAGAAGCGAUGGAUUCCUGCCGCCGCGCAAGAUAUCCCACCUAACGAUAGCCCGAAGGAUACCCAGCUUACGACACAUGCCAGGAUGUAUGCGAUGGGAAGCAAGUACUUUGUCGAAAGCCUCAAGUCCGCCGCCGUUGCCAAGUACCUUCAAGCAUUCGAGAAAGAAGGCCCAGACGCCAAUGACCUGGCCGUCGCGAUUUCCAUCGCCUUCAACACAGGCAGCGAUAGUGAUUGUGGCAUGCGAGACUGUGUGUUCGAAUCAGUUCUGGAAGGAGAACGCGAGUUAGCUACACACAAAGCCGUCAAAGAGGCUAUCGCAACAAUUGACGGGUUGGCCUUCGAUUUGUUGGUCAGAGGCUGUUGGGGCGGACCACGACAAAAGGGGAAAGGUGCCGACCCAGCAAGGUCGGAGAAAAGAGCAACAUGUUCGGGGGAGUUUUUGGCAAGAAACCCGCGAAAGAAGCGAAUGAGACAACGGCACAGGCUGAGAGUGAUGUGUCUGAAUCCGAAAGCGAUGAACGAUCGAUUUGACGCGAAGUCGGGCUGCACGAGUGUCGACGGGCAAAACGACAGAUGCAAGAAGCAGAUUGGAGAAGAUGUUGGCGCAAUUGACAUAAACGGCAAGCUUUCCUCUGUCGUUGGUAGCAUACAGUCAUGUCGCCUUUACAAGGUUGGCGCAGAGACAGUGCGUGAUCAUCUGAAACUUGAUGUUGAAGACGUGUAG